Molecule: messenger RNA, 862 nt
Organism: Melospiza georgiana
Lineage: Eukaryota; Metazoa; Chordata; Aves; Passeriformes; Passerellidae
Gene: POLR2J
Product: RNA polymerase II subunit J
Exons: 4
Coding region: 29-382 (117 amino acids)
Biological process (GO): transcription by RNA polymerase II
Cellular component (GO): RNA polymerase II, core complex
Molecular function (GO): protein dimerization activity; DNA binding
Source: RefSeq, a predicted model, not a curated record
GAGAAGAGGCCGCCAUAGCAACGGCGGGAUGAACGCGCCUCCGGCCUUCGAGUCCUUCCUGCUCUUCGAGGGCGAGAAAAAGAUCACCAUCAACAAGGACACCAAGGUGCCCAACGCCUGCCUGUUCACCAUCAACAAGGAGGACCACACGCUCGGCAACAUCAUCAAGUCGCAGCUGCUCAAAGACCCCCAGGUGCUGUUUGCAGGGUACAAGGUCCCACACCCUCUGGAACAUAAAAUCAUCAUCCGUGUCCAAACCACGCCAGAUUACAGCCCCCAGGAAGCUUUCACCAAUGCCAUCACAGACCUGAUCAGUGAGCUCUCCCUCCUGGAGGAGAGGUUCAGGGUUGCAAUUAAGGACAAACAAGAAGGAAUUGAGUAAAAUGGAGCAGACUGUUGCUUCUGAGGCAGAAUGAUGUGUCUGUUACUGGAUGAAAUAUUUAAACCUCCACUCAUGGCAAAUAUUUUCCCCCUUGUCCCACUUCUGUUUAAUUUUUGACAGUAAUAUUUUUAAUUUUUUUUUUCCUAGCCAACAGGCACUUUGCCAAGAGGAUAAAUGUCAUGUUGGAUUUGGUGGAUAAGUCAUUAAAGUGAUUUUUAGUUUUCUAAUUGGAGCUUUAAGGCAAAUAUUUGUCCUGGGCUGCUGGGGAGGUUGCUGUGGGUAGGAUUCCAGCAUGAGAAGCUGCUCAGUGACAGCUGGAGAUGAACUCUCUGCUUUUUCCUGCCAAAAAUUCCAGGCACUGCCAGCUGAACUGGUAUUUUGUUUUAUUAAGUGUCAUUUCUAUAAAACAAAUGCACAAAUUGUGAAAACUUACAGUAAAAGGAACCAGAUGUUCACAAUGAACUGAUGAGUUUAACAAAC